Caenorhabditis elegans is the source of this 2083-nucleotide messenger RNA. RefSeq names its product Peroxidase skpo-1 (gene skpo-1). NCBI's taxonomy places the organism in Eukaryota, Metazoa, Nematoda, Chromadorea, Rhabditida, Rhabditidae. The transcript has 16 exons. Gene Ontology annotation, biological process: cellular oxidant detoxification; response to oxidative stress. The record is from RefSeq and is marked reviewed. Gene Ontology annotation, molecular function: peroxidase activity; heme binding; lactoperoxidase activity. Bases 5 to 1972 code for a protein of 655 amino acids.
ACCGAUGAAGUCUCUCCUCUUCUCCAUAUUACUCAUAUAUUUGAUCCAGUUAGUACGAUCGGAGGAAUGUACCGACAAACAUAUUCACUGCUUCUUUUGGUCACAAGAAGGAGAAUGUGAAGUCAAUCCAAGAUGGAUGAAAAAACAUUGUCAGAAAGCCUGUGGGACGUGUUCUUUAACUUCACCUACUCCUUUAACCCGGCAGCAGGAUGUACCAACGGCUAGAACUUUUGAUGACCAACAAGAUAGACAAUUUCUUCCUUCGAGACCUUCGUCAAUACCAGAAGGAUGUAAUUCAGUAAUGACCGUCGAAGCCGAGACCCGUCGAAUCUUUUCAAGUGGUCAAUUAACCGCCCGUUUCCGGCAACAAAUGUGCGCAGAGGAACAAGUUGCUCCAGAUUGUUCCAUCAAUCAGUGCUUCCAUAAAAAGUAUCGCUCAAUGGACGGCACGUGCAACAACUUACAAAACCCUGUCAAAGGAGCCGCUUUUACUGCAUUCACUCGUCUUAUGCCAGCUGCUUAUGAUGAUGGUUUUAAUACUCUUGUGUCUGCUUCACGUCGUAAUCGUCCAAACCCACGAGAGGUGUCUGUAUUCCUGUUGUCUUCAGAAAGGUCACUGCCUGGACAUGUUAAUUCACUUCUUAUGCUUUUCGGACAGUUUGUAUCCCACGACAUUACUUCAAACGCCGCUCAAAACUUCUGCGGAUGCCAAAACUCCGGACCAAUGUGCGCUUCGAUUUUUGCUCCACCUUCUGACAGAUCACGCCGUUGCAUUCCAUUCACCCGAUCAUUCCCAAUUUGUGGAACUGGACAAUUCGGAAGAGUUAGAGAACAACUGAAUAUGAAUACAGCUGCAAUUGAUGCCAGUUUGAUUUAUGGAUCAGAAGCAAUUACUGCUCGUAGUUUAAGAUUUGCAGCCAUGCUCAGAACAUCAAUGAUCGGAGGUCGUAUGUUUCCACCAAACACUAAUCCUGGUAGUUUGACUGCUGGAGAUGGCAGAGCAAUUCUUUUCGUUGGACUUGCUGCACUCCAUACAUCGUUCCUCCGUCUCCAUAACAACGUUGCUGCUCGUCUCCAAAAUAUGAACAGGCAUUGGAAUGCAGAUCGAAUUUUCCAGGAGUCAAGAAAAAUUGUUGGAGGAAUUGUUCAAGUGAUUACAUAUCAAGAAUUUGUUCCAGAACUUAUUGGAGAUGCUUCGAAAACUAUUUUAGGAGCAUAUAAUGGAUAUAAUCCAAAUGUGGAAAUUGGGGUAUUGAAUGAAUUCGCAGCUGGAGCUUACCGUCUUCAUGGAAUGAUUCAAGAGACAUACCCAUUGGUUAACUCACAAUUUCAAGAAGUUAAUAGAUACCGGUUUAUUGAUGGAGUUAAUAAUAUCAAUCAUGUUUUGAACAAUAUUGAUGCAAUCUACAGAGGAAUGAUGACUGUACCAGUUAGAAGUCCACAGAGAUUGACAACUUCUGUGACUGAAAGGCUCUUUGGAGGAAGUGUCGAUAUGGCAGCAGUUAAUAUUCAAAGAGGAAGAGAUCAUGGGUUGAGAUCUUACAAUGACUAUCGUCGAUUCUGCAAUCUCCGACCAAUCACUAGUUUUAAUGAUUGGCCAGAAGUUCCAGAUGAGAAUGUUCGCCAACGUAUUGGACAACUGUAUCGUACACCAGAUGAUCUUGAUUUCUAUGUUGGAGGAAUUCUUGAACAACCAGCAGCUGGAAGUCUUUUGGGAGCUACGUUUGCAUGUGUAAUCGGAAAACAAUUUGAGAGACUCCGUGAUGGAGAUAGAUUCUACUAUGAGAACCCAGGAGUUUUCACAUCACCUCAACUUGCUGAGUUGAAGAGAACUACUCUUUCAUGGGUAUUGUGUCAAACUGGAGACAAUAUGGUCCGAGUUGGUCGUCGUGCAUUUGACAUUGAGAAUGGAUCGAGAGCAGUUCCAUGCUCAUCGAUUACAGGAUUGAACCUUGAAGCCUGGAGAGAAUAGACAUUUGUUUCAAUCAUUCUCAUUCACCGUAUUCCUUAAAAGUGCCAAAUGUUUCAUAAUGAUUCGAAAACUUUUCAUCUAAAUGUGCCAUUUUAAUAAAUUGUUAUCUGU